Paramisgurnus dabryanus is the source of this 1140-nucleotide messenger RNA. RefSeq names its product spindle and kinetochore associated complex subunit 1 (gene ska1). Gene Ontology annotation, molecular function: microtubule binding. The record is from RefSeq and is a predicted model, not a curated record. Gene Ontology annotation, cellular component: mitotic spindle; outer kinetochore; spindle microtubule. NCBI's taxonomy places the organism in Eukaryota, Metazoa, Chordata, Actinopteri, Cypriniformes, Cobitidae. Gene Ontology annotation, biological process: cell division; mitotic cell cycle; chromosome segregation.
CAGUGUCUUACUUUGACGGCAGUGUCUGUUACUGGUUGCGCUGACAUCUGAAGCGUGCACUGCGGUCUUUUGCAGUUGGUUUAAGUUGCUACCCAGAGCUAUGAAUCACUGUGAGUUUGAAGAAGUGACACAACAUAUCAAUGACAAAAUCUCCAUGAUUAAAAGACUCCUGGAGCUUCGAGCUGUUGCAAAAGAUCCAGACAAACGGGGAACCCUUCUAAAAAUCGAGCAAGAAGUCAAUGCCAUCAAUGAGCUUCUUGAUCGUUUUGAAAGAUAUGUAGGUCAGCAAAGAGACAUGCUGAAGCACUUAAAGGAUCUGGAAGAGUUUUUCCAGGAAGAUGAACAAGAUGCCAAUCACCUUAAGAACAACAUGCCUCCGCACAUGCCCAGAAAAGGCCAACAGGCAGCACCACAAGAGGAGGGACAGGUGGCAGUUCAGAACAGGCAGACAGAUGCGCCACAGGCCCUGAAGGAACAGGGGCCACCUAAGAAAACCCACCGCAAACAGAUCAAAGAGCUGGAGUUCAUUACUGUCCCAGAGUUUGACAGCAUACCACCGUACAUGAAAGGCCGCGUGACCUACGACCAGCUGAACGCAACGGUGCAAAGCAUCAAUACAGCCGUAACGGCAAAAUAUAAGAUUCUCCAUCAACCAGUCAAGACCUUGAACAACGUGUCUCGUAUGCUCCAGCAGCGCUUUAAAGACCAAGAAACCAAGGACACCAAGGGUCAGUUUUUCGUUGUGGAGCAAGACAUUAAAGAGUUUACCCAGCUGAAGGUGGACAAGAAGUUUGUGGGCAUGCUAAACAUGUUACGCCACUGUCAGCGUCUAAAGGAGGUCAGAGGAGGAGGAGUAACGCGCUUCAUUCUGCUUUAAGAUCUUGGAGGUAUUCGCUGCCCCCAACACCCAACUACAUCACAUGGCUUUGAAUGAAAGACAUUAUGAAAUGAAAUUUUGCCGAAGAUGGCUCUGAUCAUAAUUUGAUCUGUAAUAUGAAUUAUUUUUGUUUGUAUAUUUAUGUCAUGUUAUUGUUGAUGGUCACUUUAUCAAUAAAAAAUGAUUCCUGCAUUAUUUAUAUUGUCAAAGCAUCCAAAAUAUCGUCACUGGCCAAAUAAAGAGACGGUUUGUCAAAAGUGUUA